GACUUUACCGAAAGAACCGAAGAAUUUGAAUCCCUGCAGUCACGAAAUCUUUAAAUAAAAAAAGAAUAUACAUCUUUUAUAUUUCAGCUUCCGUCCUGGGACCCGGCAAACAAAGCUCGUAAUCAAUCUUUAUUUACAGCUUUCGUGCCUGCAGGAAUCCACACUCUUUGCGUCUUUAAGGGCAGAUUUAAUAUCUUUCCUUUGCCAGCAGAGGGAGCAGGAAGAGGAGAAAGUUCACUGCUGGUUGUGAGCGCGAGUCUCCCAAGCGAGGCCUUAUUCACCGGGGCUGGGGCGUUGACAGCCAGAUGAUCGUGGUCUUUGCGUGUUGUUGAUGUUGUUGUUGAUGUCGUCGAUGUCGUCGAUGUCGUCGUCUUAUUCUUUACAAAGAAAGAGCCGUCGUAGGUGAGGCAAAUUUCAGAAUAGCUCCAACCGCUGCUGUUGCCCCAAUACAACACAAUUCACUCCAAUACAACACAAUUCACUCCUGAGAUCUCAAGCCAACACAACCACUGCUGCCGCAAGCCCUUCGUUGCGGUGAGUGUCGUGCCUCUCAUGCGUGCAGGGAUGGCAUCUUCAGGGUCACUUACUGCCAGGCUACGCUCCCUGUACAGCCCUUGUGCGGCAUUAGCAGCGGCGGCGGCAGCGGCUCAGUCACCUGCACAGCUCAACUUCGUGCACGGCCGACAGACGAUCCCUGAUAAGUCGACCGGUGGGCCGGAGUUUGACGUCGUCAACCCUGCUACAGGUGGCCUGCUUUGCCGAGGCCAGGCAUCUGGCGCAGUGGACGUUCAGGCGGCCGUGAAGGAUGCCCGAGAGGCAUUUGAGGGGUCCUGGAGGGGCCUUUCAGGCUCGGAGCGCAGCCAACAUCUCCUGCGAGCAUCUGCAAUAAUCAAGGAAAGGAGGGAGGAGUUGGCUGUGAUGGAGGUGAAGGACACAGGCAAGCCGGUGUACGAGGCGCGAAUGGAUGUGGACUCGGGGUGGCAGUGCCUGGAGUACUUUGCGGGACUCGCUCCCACCAUCGCCGGCCAGCACAUUCAACUCCCUGGCGGCUCCUUCAUGUACUCGAGGCGGGAGCCGUUGGGAGUGUGUGUGGGCAUCGGAGCGUGGAACUUCCCCUUUCAGAUCGCCUGCUGGAAGUCUGCCCCAGCCUUGGCGUGCGGCAAUGCGAUGGUAUUUAAGCCAUCGCCCCUCACUCCGCUGACCGCCGUGGCUUUGGCGGAGAUUUACACCGAGGCCGGUUUACCACCGGGCCUCUUUAACAUCGUCCAGGGCGAUGGGGAAACCGGGCAGCUGCUCUGCUCCCAUAACGACGUGGCCAAGGUGUCCUGCACUGGCAGUGUGGGCACAGGCGUCAAGGUGCUGCAACAGACAGCGCCAAGGAUAAAACCCGUGACCCUGGAGCUGGGGGGAAAAUCCCCCCUCAUCGUUUUCAGCGACUGUGACCUGGACAACGCGGUGAAGGCAGCCCUCAUGGGGAACUUCCUCAGCCAGGGGCAGGUGUGCUCCAAUGCGACGCGAGUGUUCGUCCAGCGAUCCGUGUGCGAGCGGUUCCUGGAGCGAUUGCUGGACAGGGUGAGCGCCAUCCGCAUCGGAGACCCCCAGCGAGACAGCACCACCAUGGGAGCCCUCAUCAGCCAGAGCCACCUGGACAGGGUGCUGGCCUACGUGCAGAGGGCCGUGCAGGAGGGAGCAAAGCUCGUUUGCGGUGGCAAAAAAUAUGUUCCUGAGGAUCCCAGCCUUAAGGGAGGGUUCUUCAUGACUCCCUGUGUUCUGGCGGAGUGCAGGGACGACAUGCAGGCCGUGCGGGAGGAAAUAUUUGGACCUGUCAUGGCCGUCCUCGCCUUUGACACGGAGGAAGAGGUGUUGCAGAGGGCAAACGCCACAGACUUUGGAUUGGCAGCCGGCGUUUUCACAAAAGAUCUGACUCGAGCCCAUCGUGUAAUAGCUGCUUUGCAAGCUGGGUCCUGCUACAUCAACAACUACAACGUUGUCUUAAUGGAGAUGCCCUUUGGAGGCUACAAGAUGUCUGGGUUUGGAAGGGAGAAUGGAAUGGCCACUGUGGACUAUUACACUCAGCUCAAGACUGUGUAUGUUGAGAUGGGAGAUGUUACAUGCACACUGUAACACUCACUUCUCGGAUUCUUUAAAAAAAAGUUAUGCAGCUUUACAAUUAAAAAUUAUAAUCAAUCAAUGUCAUUGUCGACAUUUGUCUGUGCUUUCCCAUAAAUGUACUGUUCUGCAUAUGAUCCUGUUUUAAAGAUUGCAAAAUAAAAUCAGUUGCAACACUG
Messenger RNA from Petromyzon marinus (sea lamprey), 2288 nucleotides. It is a transcript of the gene ALDH9A1, whose product is annotated as aldehyde dehydrogenase 9 family member A1. NCBI's taxonomy places the organism in Eukaryota, Metazoa, Chordata, Hyperoartia, Petromyzontiformes, Petromyzontidae. The record is from RefSeq and is a predicted model, not a curated record. Gene Ontology annotation, molecular function: oxidoreductase activity, acting on the aldehyde or oxo group of donors, NAD or NADP as acceptor.